Molecule: messenger RNA, 7675 nt
Organism: Microcebus murinus (gray mouse lemur)
Lineage: Eukaryota; Metazoa; Chordata; Mammalia; Primates; Cheirogaleidae
Gene: NUP214
Product: nucleoporin 214
Biological process (GO): RNA export from nucleus; protein import into nucleus
Cellular component (GO): nuclear pore
Molecular function (GO): protein binding; structural constituent of nuclear pore
Source: RefSeq, a predicted model, not a curated record
UCACCAAAGCGCGCCGGAAAUGCGCGAUCCGUUGCGCGCCGGUUGUGCUGAGGGAAGGAAGUUAGCUUCUGAGCGGCCUGGGUUCUGUGGGCAAGGCCGCAGGCGGCAGCGGGGGCUGCUUGGAUAUACUGAGGGCGGCGCGAUGGGAGACGAGAUGGAUGUCAUGAUCCCCGAACGGGAGAUGAAGGAUUUUCAGUUUAGAGCACUAAAGAAGGUGAGAAUCUUUGACUCCCCUGAGGAGCUACCCAAGGAACGCUCAAGUCUGCUUGCAGUGUCCAACAAGUAUGGUCUGGUCUUUGCUGGUGGAGCCAGUGGGCUGCAAGUUUUUCCUACUAAAAAUCUUCUUAUUCAAAAUAAACCUGGAGAUGACCCCAACAAAAUAGUUGAUAAAGUCCAAAGCUUGCUAGUUCCUAUGAAAUUCCCAAUCCAUCACCUGGCUUUGAGCUGUGAUAACCUCACACUUUCUGUGUGCACGAUAUCCAGCGAAUAUGGUUCCAUUAUUGCUUUUUUUGAUGUCCGCACAUUCUCAAAUGAGGCUAAACAGCAGAAACGCCCGUUUGCCUAUCAUCAGCUUUUGAAAGAUGCAGGAGGCAUGGUGAUCGAUAUGAAGUGGAACCCCACUGUCCCUUCCAUGGUGGCAGUUUGUCUGGCUGAUGGUAGUAUCGCUGUCCUACAAGUCACAGAAACAGUGAAAGUGUGUGCAACUCUUCCUUCCACGGUAGCAGUAACGUCUGUGUGCUGGAGCCCCAAAGGAAAGCAGCUGGCAGUGGGAAAACAGAAUGGAACUGUGGUCCAGUAUCUUCCUACUUUGCAGGAAAAAAAGGUCAUUCCUUGCCCUCCAUUUUAUGAGUCAGAUCAUCCUGUCAGAGUUCUGGAUGUGCUGUGGAUUGGUACAUAUGUCUUCACAAUAGUAUAUGCUGCUGCAGAUGGGACCCUGGAAACAUCUCCAGAUGUGGUGAUGGCUCUACUACCGAAAAAAGAGGAAAAGCACCCAGAGAUAUUCGUGAACUUCAUGGAGCCUUGCUAUGGCAGCUGCACGGAGAGACAGCAUCAUUACUUCCUCAGUUACAUGGAGGAAUGGGAUUUAGUGCUGGCAGCAUCUGCAGCUUCAACAGAAGUUAGUAUCCUUGCUCGACAAAGUGAUCAGAUUAAUUGGGAAUCUUGGCUACUGGAGGAUUCUAGUCGAGCCGAACUGCCUGUGACAGACAAGAAUGAUGACUCCUUGCCCAUGGGAGUUGCCAUAGAUUAUACUAACCAAGUGGAAAUUGCCAUCAGUGAUGAAAAGACUCUUCCUCCUGCUCCAGUUCUCAUGUUACUUUCAACAGAUGGUGUGCUUUGUCCAUUUUACAUGAUCAAUCAAAAUCCUGGGGUUAAGUCCCUCAUCAAGACACCAGAGCGCCUUUCUUUAGAAGGAGAGCGACAGCCCAAGUCACUAGGAAGUACUCCCACUACCCCGACCUCCUCUCAAGCCCCACAGAAACUUGAUUCUUUGGCAUCUGCAGCCCCUGCCUCAGUGCCACUUUCGUCACCUGCUGCUCCUGUCGCCACCUUCUCUUUGCUUCCUGCUGGGGGAGCCCCUGCUGUGUUCUCCUUUGGUGCUUCAUCCUUGAAAUCAUCUGCUUCCGCCACUGGGGAGCCCCCUUCAUAUUCCAGUGGCGCUGACAAUUCCAAAGCAGCCCUGGGCUCUGGUACAUCAACCUUCUCUUUUGCUCCUCUUUCUAAAGCCUCCCUACCCCCGACCCCUGCAGUGUCACCCAUGGCCCCAUCAGCUGCUUCAUUCUCCUUUGGAUCAUCGGGUUUUAAGCCUACCCUGGAAAGCACACCAGUGCCAAGUGUGUCUGCUCCAAACUUAACAAUGAAGCCCUCCUUCCCACCCUCAGCCUCUACAGUCAAGGUCAACCUUAGCGAAAAGUUUACUGCCGUGGCUACCUCCGCUCCCGUUAAUAGCUCGCAGAACACACCCUCGAUGCUGCCAUUUUCUUCCACCUCCAAGCCAGCUGUUUCGGGACCUCUGAGCCACCCCACGCCUGUCUCAGCAUCAUCCAGUUCCACGUCACUGAAGUCCUCAGUCUCCCCCUCACCAUCAGGACGAUCUGCUCAGGGCAGUUCGAGCCCAGUACCCUCAAUGGUACAGAAAUCACCCAGGAUAACCCCUGCAGUGGCAAAGUCAGGCUCUCCCCAGGCAAAGUCACUUCAGCCUCCUGUUACAGAAAAGCAGGGAAAUCAGUGGAAAGAUUCAGAUCCUGUGAUGGCUGGAAUUGGGGAGGAGAUUGCACACUUUCAGAAGGAGCUGGAAGAGUUGAAAGCCCGAACUUCCAAAGCCUGUUUCCAGGUGGGCACUCCUGAGGAGAUGAAGAUGCUGCGGACAGAGUCAGGUGACCUGCACACCUUCCUUCUGGAGAUUAAAGAGACUACGGAGUCUCUUCACGGAGAUAUAAGUACCCUGAAAACAACUUUACUCGAGGGCUUUGCUGGUGUUGAAGAAGCCCGAGAACAAAAUGAAAGAAAUUGUGACUCUGGAUAUCUCCAUUUACUUUACAAAAGACCACUGGAUCCCAAGAGUGAAGCUCAGCUUCAGGAAAUUCGGCGCCUUCAUCAGUAUGUGAAAUUUGCUGUCCAAGAUGUGAAUGAUGUUCUAGACUUGGAAUAUCGGCAUCUGGAACAAAAGAAAAAACAAAGGCACCUGCUCGUGCCAGAGCGAGAGACACUAUUUAACACCCUCGCCAACAACCGGGAAAUCAUCAACCAGCAGAGGAAGCGGUUGAAUCACCUGGUGGAUAGUCUCCAGCAGCUCCGUCUAUAUAACCAGACUUCCCCAUGGAGCCUCCCCUCAGCUGGUCCUUCCCAGAGCAGCACUCACAGUUUUGACAGUGAUCUUGAGAGCCUUCGCAAUGCUUUGUUGAAAACCACCAUAGAAAGUCACACCAAACCUUUGCCCAGAGUACCAGCUAAACUGUCUACCAUGAAACAGGCACAACUGAGAAACUUCUUGGCAAAGAGAAAGACCCCACCAGUGAGAUCCACUGCUCCAGCCAGCCUGUCUCGGUCAGCCUUUCUGUCUCAGAGAUAUUAUGAAGACUUGGAUGAAGUCAGCUCAACGUCAUCUGUCUCCCAGUCUCUGGAGAAUGAAGAUGCCCGGCCAUCCUGUAAAGAUGAGGAGACAGUGGUCCAGGUUCCUCGGCAUGCCCCCGUGGUUCGCACGCCUUCCAUCCAGCCCAGUCUCUUGCCUCAGGCAACUUUCGCUAAAUCUCAUAUGGUUCAUGGUUCUUCACCUAGUGUGAUGGGAACUUCAAUGUCUACAUCUACUAGUAAAAUUAUUCCUCAAGGGGCUGAUAGCACAAUGCUUGCAACGAAAACUGUGAAACAUGGCGCACCUGGUCCUUCUCAUCCCAUCUCAGCUCCCCAGGCAGCCGCUGCUGCAGCACUCAGACGGCAGAUGGCCAAUCAGGUGCCAGCUGUAAGCACUUUGACUGAAUCAACCUUGAAGAAUGUCCCUCAAGUGGUAAAUGUUCAGGAAUUGAAGAAUAAUCCUGCAACCCCCUCCGCAGCGAUGGGUUCAUCAGUGCCAUACUCUACAGCCAAAACACCUCACCCAGUGUUAGCCCCAGUGGCUGCUAACCAAGCCAAACAGGGGCCUCAAAUAAAUUCCCUAAAGCCAUCUGGGCCCACACCAUCAUCCAGUCUGUUGUCAUCUGGUGAUAAAGCUUCAGGGCCAGGGACAGCCAAGAUAGAAACAAUAGUGACUUCAACUCCAUCUGCUGCUGGGCAGUUCAGCAAGCCUUUCUCAUUUUCUCCAUCAGGGACUGGCUUUAAUUUUGGGAUAAUCACACCAACACCAUCUUCUAAUUUCACUGCCACACAAGGGACAGCACCCUCCACUAAAGAAUCAAACCAGCUCGACACAUUCUCGUUUGGCGGGGGAGGCAAACCUUUUUAUGAGACUGUUCCUGAGAGCUCCCCGACCUCAGGAGUCACGUCGGCAUCCAACUUAACAGCAGCUGCUGUCGCUUCUCCAGGAGAAGCUGCUCCAUCAAGCAGCAGACCUGCAGCCCCUUCUGGAAGUGCUCUUUCCACUGCCUCCAGCAAGCUGGAAACUCCACCAUCCAAGGUGGGAGAGCCUCUGUUUCCAAAUUCUUUGGCUGGAGAGACUCUAGGAAGUUUCUCAGGACUGCGGGUUGGCCAAGCAGAUGAUUCUACAAAGGCAGCUAGUAAGACUUCAUCCACAAGCCUAACUAGUGUCCAGCCCACUAAGACGUCAAACGCGCCCUCAGGGUUUAGUUUUACUGGCCCUCCAGCAUUAGGGAAGCAUGUGGAACCCCCUGUGACUUCUUCUGUCACCACUACCACGGUAGCAUCACCAGUAGUCUCAAGCACAAGCACUAGCAGUUCCUCAACUGGCGUGUUUGGCAGUCUGCCACUCACCAGCGCAGGGCCCUCUGGGGGGAUGAUCAAUUUUGGUGGGACAUCUCUAAGUAGUGGCAAGACUAGUUUUUCAUUUGGAAUCCAACAGACCAGUAGCAUAGUGCCCCCAUCUGCCCCACCAUCGACUACAACUGCUAAUGCCACUCCCCUUCCAACACCAUUCCCCACAUUGUCGUUCGGUAGCCUCCUGAGUCCAGCGUCUACUCCGUCCCUGCCUGUGUCCUCUGGCAAAAGCACAGAGGCAGCUGCAUCAUCGGCUUUGCCUGAGAAGCCAGGCAACAGUGAGGGCUCAGCAUCAACAGCCUCUCUUCUGGGGCAUCAGCCACCAGCCCAGCUUCCUCAGGCUCCUCUGCAAACUUCGGACUCUGUUAAAAAAGAACCUGUUCUUGCCCAGCCUUCAGUCAGCACCCCAGGCACUGCAGCAUCUAGUACCAGUCUCAUAGCACCUCCUGCAGAGGCCACUCCAGCAGCUACUGGGGACCCUGAUGUCAGGACGGAGGCAAUAUCCCCAGCUUCCACCUUUUCAGUGUCUGGACAGACUGCUGGCACAGCAGCUGCCGUCUCAAGUGCAGGCCCUGUGACCAUCGAAACAUCAAGUGCCCCCACAAGCUCCAGCACUGCUUCCAGUGUUGCUCCAGGCCCAGCUACAGAAGCAGCAGUGUUUGGGACUGUCACUUCUGGCUCAUCGGUCUUUACUCAGCCACCUGCUGCCAGUUCUAGCUCAGCUUUCAGCCAGCUCACCAACAACACAGCCACUGCCCCCUCUGCCACCCCUGUGUUUGGGCAGGUGGCAGCCAGCACCGCUCCGAGCGUGUUUGGGCAGCAGACAGGCAGCGUAGCCAGCACAGCCACCGCCACGCCACAGGUCAGCAGCUCAGGGUUUGGCAGUCCAGCUUUUGGCACCUCAGCCCCAGGGGUCUUUGGACAGACGACAUUUGGGCAGGCCCCAGCCUUCGGGCAGUCAACGAGCAGCCCUGCAGGUGGCUUCUCCUUCAGUCAGCCUGGCUUCAGUUCUGUGCCUGUCUUCGGUCAGUCCGCUUCCUCCACCCCCACAUCCACCAGUGGGAAUGUCUUCGGUGCCUCUUCAAGUGCCAGUAGUUCUGGUUCCUUCUCAUUUGGACAGUCUUCUGCCAACGCAGGAGGGGGGCUGUUUGGCCAAAGCAAUCCUCCUGCUUUUGGUCAGAGUCCCGGCUUCGGGCAGGGAGGCUCUGUAUUUGGCAGUACCUCAGCCACCACCACCACGGCAGCAUCAUCUGGGUUUAGCUUUUGUCAAGCUUCAGGUUUUGGGUCUAGUAAUACUGGUUCUGUGUUUGGUCAAGCAGCCAGUACUGGUGGAACAGUCUUUGGCCAGCAGUCAUCCUCUUCCAGUGGUAGCGUGUUUGGGUCUGGAAACACUGGAAGAGGGGGAGGUUUCUUCAGUGGCCUUGGAGGGAAACCCAGCCAGGAUGCAGCCAACAAAAACCCAUUCAGCUCGGCCAGCGGGGGCUUUGGAUCCACAGCCACCCCAAAUACCUCUAACCUAUUCGGAAACAGCGGGGCCAAGACAUUUGGUGGAUUCGCCAGCUCGUCAUUUGGAGAGCAGAAACCCACUGGCACUUUCAGCUCUGGAGGAGGAAGUGUGGCGUCUCAAGGCUUUGGAUUUUCCUCUCCAAAUAAAACAGGUGGCUUCGGUGCUGCUCCAGUGUUUGGCAGCCCUCCUACUUUUGGGGGAUCCCCUGGGUUUGGAGGGGUGCCAGCAUUCGGUUCAGCCCCAGCCUUUACAAGCCCUCUGGGCUCGACGGGAGGCAAAGUGUUCGGAGAGGGAACUGCAGCUGCCAGCGCAGGAGGAUUCGGGUUUGGGAGCAGCAGCAACACCACAUCCUUUGGCACCCUCGCGAGUCAAAAUGCUCCUACUUUUGGAUCACUGUCCCAACAGACGUCUGGUUUCGGGACCCAGAGCAGCGGAUUCUCUGGUUUUGGAUCAGGCACAGGAGGAUUCAGCUUUGGAUCAAAUAACUCGUCUGUCCAGGGCUUUGGUGGCUGGAGAAGCUGAGUGGGUGUCAGCAGUCCUUUCGGUUCCUGUGAGAACUGCAUUCUCAGCUCCUCUUCACCGAGAAACACUGGAGCAGUCUGUUAAAAUGGACUUUCUCACUGAAACGCACAUACCCAGAAAAAAACAACAGAAAUCAAAACUCAAGAGAUGCUUGAUUGCUUGUUUUGUUUUGCUUUAUAUUUCAUGUUGGGUUUUACCCCUGCUAUUAAACUGUUUGGUCUGUUUCCGUACAGAAUGUAUUUGUGCUUUUUCAGGUCACAGCCAAGGAGAGAAGUUUCCCCAUUUCUGUGGCUUUAAGAAACCAGCAGAGCCUCCAUUGGCCAGCAGUGUGUCUUCAACGAUGGCAUCAAAAGAAACCAGCAUUGGGUAUCGAUGAAAAAUAGGGCAUAGAAUCAGCCCUGGUCUUGCUUGGACCUAGAGCCCUCCAUGUAGGGAAGAGGAAGAAAGCUGGUGUGCCGCUUCUUGAGGGCGUAACUUGUCCUUUUUUCUGUUGUGUAUCAGGCCCCUCAGAGGGCCCACUCUGUGCCUGGGCGGGGCACAGGCACUCGUGCAGGCACCAGCGAAGUGUCAGAAGGUGGUAGCACCUUCCAGUAUGGCCACAGUCAGCCAGGAGGCAGGCCUGGCGAACGGACCAGUAUGAUGUCACCCGAGUGCUGUCGACAGUGUGCUGCCCUUUGAAUGGCCUUGUCAACUCAUCUCGAUGUCCUUUUGGGUGCUGGGUGUCCUACCCUAGAGGUGGCAGGUGACUGAAGACGGCUUUUAUUUCCACUAUGUGGCAGUGAUGUUGGUAGCCGUCCCUACCCACGUCUGUUAACCAUGGUGCAGACGGCCCUUGGGUAGACCCAGUAGCUGCAGAGACACUGCUCCUGCCAGACACCACUAGCAGGACGACGCUGGGCUUGGCAACAGUACUUGCUAGCAUUGCCUAGAGAUCAUAAUUUCAGUUUCAUUAAAGUGCUUAUUUCUCUUUAAUGCAGUAUUUCUGCAUUAAAUAAAAUAGGCCUGGGCAUAUUUUAUUUCUUAGGCCUAUGAUAAUUGCUGUCAAACAAGGACCACCUCACAUCAGAAGCAGGUGUAAGAAUCUAUCUUUCAGGCCCAAACUAUGACAGUGCCUUGGCUCAGGUCAUUAGCAGGGAGCAUUGAAAAGGAACCAUUUUUUAGAGUUUUAAAUAUUGGCAAGUUGAAUUUUAAAAUGUUUUAAUAAAAGUUUGACAUAUAAUA